AUGACCGUCUUUGAUUUGGCGGAUAUGACAGUGACCUAUGUGCAGUACAUAUACAUUCUUGUCUCUAUCUCACCGAUGAGCUUUCCCGAUUUCUACGUAGAGCCCUUUCGGAGUCUCCGCUACGUCAGUCUUGAGUUUGUGGACAGAUUGAGUAAAGAAAACUAUUACAGUAAUCCACUGGGAAUUAAGUUACCCGACUGGCUACCGUUAGACUACCGCCUGCAGUUCGCCUUUAUUGCGGUUUUUGCGCCAUUUUUGGCGUCUCUGGUUGGCGUUCUCACGGUUUGCUCCACACUGGCCUUUGGAGGGCUCCUGCUAGUAUUAGCGUCUCUCUUUUCGAUGGUGUUUGGGGCGGUGCUGCUUGCCCAUCCGUGGAUCUACUCGGUAUAUCUUAUUUCCAAGCAAACACGGGUGUUGCUUUUGAGCGUUGGGGCGGCGACGAUGGCGGUGCUUAUUUUAAUUGGGGCCCUUGGUUUUCACUUUUGGCGGCUUCGUCGCAUGCAUGAGCAGGAGGCGAUUAUGGAGGGUACCGCUGCGGUGAGGACUGAGCCGAUGUGGGGUACCUCACUUGCUGAAAAGGCUGUUACGCGCUCGGAAACCAAUCUGCGGGCACUUGCCGCCUUGACGGCGCAUGAGGACAGCAAUAGACGUUACCUGCGUCGCUGUCGCCUUGCUGUGACUCUUCCACAGUUCAUCAUGGCGGUGGUCGUUCUGAUGGUUGGUGUUCUAUUUAUUGGGCUGCCGCCGAUACGUGAUAUCCGUUUCUUUCAAGAAAGCCCAGUGGGGCACACCACCGGUUCUAUCCUGCUGUUGGUUGGCCUUAUGACUUUUGUAUGGGCCAUCUUUGGUGUUUUCAGGGCGGGUAGACGUCUGCAGUUGAAGAUGUACGACCUUCUCUCGAGUACGAUGUUAGGAAUUAUGUUGGUUGUGAUUUCCUUCAUUUAUAGCCCGGUUUUGAUGAAUAUGAUUAAUAUUUUGUGGUGUGUCGAGGUGAAGUGUGGCGCCAAGGAGUGGAUAGGGCCCCCAGGAAGCAUAAGCAGUGCCUCCGGCAAUUCCCCCAUCUGGGGCACACUUGCGUCUCCGUGUUCUCCCUGCAAUUUCUCCGUGCAUGCGCAGAACUGUCCAGCCGCCUUGCAGACGCAGCUUUGUGGGAAUGCCGUUGCUCAUUCCCUCCUUGCCUAUGACUCAUCUGUGCCGUGUAGUGAAGUGAAUGCCUUUUACAAGGUCACCGUGCUGGUGAUUCUUCUGUCGUACACGGUUGGGUACCCGAUUUUCCUGGUGGUGGUGGCAGACCGAGGAACUAUCAUCCUUGAAAGGGAGUACCCACUUGACAAGCGCCUUAUGGAUGAGUUUACCGAGAAGGAACUUUAUUACGAAAAGGUCCGAAAGUCCGUAAAUGUCUCCGCACCAGUAUAUCAAGCCUACCGACGGAGCUAUCGCAAAGCACGUCUGACGUUUCUUCUUCAAAGGGUUCUUUUAGUGACGAUCGGUUGUCUGACGAGUAAAGGCAUUGAGGAAGACUUAGCAUGGAUAGGCCUGGCGCUUGUCCUUGUGGUUUGCAUGCUAUACUUUCUUUACACCACCCUGCUGCACCCCUACGCCCGUCCUGUGGAAAACAUUUAUGGUGCCACGCAACAAUUCACUAUUGUGUGUGUGGCCUCCGUUGGGGUGGUGGGGCAGCGACUUGGGAGACAUGCUAUUCCGUUUGGGGUGGCGGUCCUGUUGGCUGUGUUUGUGUGUCUCGCCCCUUUGGUGGCACUCAUCGUUGGUCUCGUGCGGACGUUUCAGAACGAUCGCGAACGUGCCAAGCGACUGCGGCGACGCCUUGAAAACGGUUUUGCAGUGGAGAGUAAAACUACUCAGGGCCGCUCCUUCACGCCAGAGUUCAGGGAAGACGGUGACCCUCUUAAUGUCACGGGCGGGAACAGAGCCAGUUUGAAGGAUGGGGGAAAUAGGGCGUUUGGUGGCGGUGCCGCGCGUGCGGAGAGUCCGGAGGGGCAGGGCGAGAGGGACAGCCCUUCACGCACGAAGCGGCUCCACAACAGCAGUGCUAGCGGCACUAAAGCAUAUGCAGCGAAGCCGCUGCCCAGGGAGGUGUGGGAAGCAGGCAUGAGCUCCUUGGCCGGACCAAACUACUCAUACCAGCAGCAACGUCAAUCUAACUUGCAGGAAGGCUCCUGCUUGGAUUUUUCGCCAGAAUCUUGUGACGAAGCACCGAGGAGGUUGCAUCAUCUGCAAGAACACUCUGCCCAGGGGGCGGGUCUGGUUAACCCCAGAAAGGAGGAGCCGAGUGGACUUACCUCGCAAUUGAGUGGUUGGGGAGACGCUGGGAUUGUGCGAGCUGCUGCGCCCUCCGCGUCACAACAGAGUCCAGUUGAGGAUGUCAAUUAUGGCGCUCAGUUUCCUGGAGAUGAUUACUUUAAGGAUGCACGGCCGUUUGUACCUGCGGCGUACUUUGGUGGGUUUGACGAUGCCUUGUUGCUUAUCACUGGGGAUGCGGGGGGGAAGGAAGUGAAGUCGCGGAAGCAGUUGCGCGUGAAGGGGGAUGGGUGGUGGAGCGGGGAAGGAACAUUUCGGAACAUUUUCACUUUUUUCAACACUCUCCGAGGACAGCUGACACAAUGGAACACCACAGGGCAGAAAGAACCGACGGAUGAUGUAGCGGAGGGUCUCAAGUCCACCAUUCUCCACGGGGGUACAACGAAGAGGGAAGGGGGGACGAAGGGCGAACAAGAACUACAAGAAGUGACCGAAAAUGCGAAAAAUCAUUCAACGACCUUGGUCCCGCGGAAGAGUGCAUUUUUCCGCUGCUGGAAGCGUUGGCGGAAGGCUCUCAACAUUAGUGGCACCUCACUGCGGUACGCCGAGGUGCUUGAGGAGCGAAGGAGGUUGCAGAAGUCUGCAGGAGUGCAGGGCAGGCCGUUUUGGUUGGAGCCCUCCGAGACACAGCAGCAAACGUACAACGUCCCGGGAAGCUCUGCACCGUCGUAUUGCGCCAGAAAUAACCGUGUGGUGGCAUUUGAGCGAAAUGCCGCUGGGGAACCCACGGCGUUUGCACGGCUGAAGGCGCAUAAAAAUUUGCACCACCCUCCAAUUGUGGUGGAGCACAAGCAAACUCAGGCCUUUCCUGGUCCCCCAUCGCCCACCGACAACAAGCGUUUUCGCUUUGGAGACGCCGAGACCAACUCCUUAGAGAAUGAAGUGGAAAUACAGCUCAGUAGCUCAAGGAAGAGGAGCUCUGUUGAUCAAGCCUCCACGGACUCUGCGGCCUCGCCUAAAGGAAAGCUACAAGAGUCAUUGGUGUCGCUCGUGGGUCACCGAUCGGAGGGGCAUCUGGAGGAGUCCUACGGAACGCAAAAGCGGAAGCAUUCUUCUUCGGCGUACACACGGUUUGAAUGUAUCUCUAACGCAGAGAGGCAGCUGCAAAAGCUGGAACAGUUCUGCGAGCGGGAGCUUCAAGCAACGUACGACGGGGUCCGCCGCCCGACGGUGUUUGCCCCUGUUUAUCCAAAGGUGCACCUGGAGGGAGUGGAGGUAACCGAUUGGGACGAAUUUACGCAACAACUACUCGCAGAGAUCUACAUUCCGAGGGCAGGCUCGGUAAAUCGAUCUUCCUCGUUUUCGAGGAGAGCGGAGCUCGAGGACGCGUCAGAAUACCCGCCGCUGAAGGCUGACGCAGCUACAAACAAAUCGCCACGAACUUCUGGGGGAACGAAGAGAAGAACACAAAAGAGGAUUCCAAGCGUAUCUAUUGACCACGACACUGAAGCAGUACUGCGGCCUCUCCAUAUAGCGUCGACGACGCCCAAGCGCGUGAAGUUGCUGCUGCGUCACUUUAUACUGCGUCGUCGCCUCACUGAGGUGUUUAAGGAGCAAAGAAGUCGGCUUCGUGCGCUGCAACAAGCAGUGGAUUUUCGAAUUGCAGGCACCAUUAAGAAAUACAUGCAGUGGUUCUUCCUUGCCUUGAGUGUUUGUACAACGGUGGCACUGGUCUUCUGUCUCUGUGGAAUGCUUCAGGGGAAGAAAUCCGACUUUGUGGAUGGCGUUUGGCGCAGCAACAGCGUGGAGCAUGAGCUGAUGGGAUACGAUAGUUGGGAAACCUUCACACAGCACUGCUGUUGUCUUUCCAAGGUAAACCUUACCGCCACCUUCCCGUACUACCUACUAGACGUGGAGAAUUGGCUGUGUGACGACGGUCGCGUCAAGCAACGCGUCCGGCGCGACGCGUACGAAAGCACCGUGGUGAGCGGGUACAGUGUGCGAGAGCUCUGCGGAAUGACAUUCCAUGAGGGUUGCUACCCGUUUGUGACUCCCGACAAUCGCGUCAAAUUGCUGGGCUGCAGUAGCGCGGUGACGGAGAUGGAAAAAAAACGCUGGUAG
Molecule: messenger RNA, 4380 nt
Organism: Trypanosoma rangeli
Lineage: Eukaryota; Euglenozoa; Kinetoplastea; Trypanosomatida; Trypanosomatidae
Exons: 1
Coding region: 1-4380 (1459 amino acids)
Source: RefSeq, a predicted model, not a curated record